AUGACAAUCGAUAAUAUCUAUGAGCAAGUCAUACAAGCUGGCCUAGGCUGCGUAAUUAUCAAGAGGGAUAUCAAAGACGCCUUCCGAAUAGUCCCUGUUGCCGAGGACAACCAGCAUCUCCUUGCCUUCCAGUGGAACGAUUCCACCUACGUUGAGUGCUGUCUCCCCUUUGGCCUGGCAACGGCCCCAUAUCUCUUUAACCUCUUCGCUGAGGCACUCCAUUGGAUACUCCAAUGCCUCCUUCCUGCAUUCUACAUCAAUCAUUACCUAGACGACUUCAUCGCAAUUGCUCGGUCUCCCUCGGUGUUCGACCCUAUGAGUGCCUUCGAUAAGGUUUACAACAGGGUCACCGACUACCUACGUAUCCCUCGCAAUACUAAGAAGGACCAGCAAGGGACCUGUGUUACAGUCUUAGGUAUCCAGAUAGAUACUCUCGCAAUGGAAGCUCGUCUGCCACCAGAAAAGUUGUGCCGCGCCACAUUGGACGCCGCAGCUGCCCUAAACGCGGCGAGUCUCUCCCUCAAGCAAACAGAGCGCCUCACAGGCUUACUAGCCUUCUGUUCAAGAGUUGUUCGGCUAGGAAGAACAAGGCUACAGUCCCUAUACACCUUCCAAGCCGCUUUCCCACAUGGGAGUAGCGCGCGCCGCCGUAUCCCUUAUGAGGUUCGUGACGAUUUGGAAUGGUGGAGGGACCCCUUGUCUCUCUUCAACGGCGUACUUCUAAUUGACCCCUGUCGCCGCACUAUCACGCAUCUCUACACAGAUGCCUCCAGUACAGGCCAGGGGCUCUUCUUCUUUUCAUCUAAGUCUACAUUAGACUGCUGGCUGGCCCAUUGUCACCAGCUUCAUCCAAGCAAUGCUGCCACAUUGGCCCUUGCUCAAGACGCACAUGUGCACAUCAAUACCAAUGAAGUAGACGCUAUUCUUCAAGGCUUCCUACUCUUCAGCCACCAUUGGCUCCAUCACACUCUCGUUAUCCACACGGAUAGCUCCACAGCGCACACGGGACUAAAGAAAGGCUUCCUUCAUGGACCUCUCGGUAUUGAACCACCCGCGUGGUUCUCUUCACGAGCUCCUCAGCUCAAUACAGGCCACCUGAAACUGCUCUGGAACGGACUCAGCGCCAAUACACGUUCCGUUUACCUCUCCGUUCACCGCAAUUACGAAAAGCACUGCGCGCUACAAAGUAUACCCGCAUGGCCAGUUUCAAAACAUUCUUUGACCUCAUGGUUAAGCACACGACUCCUUGGUAACGCUAGCCAAAAGGCCGUCAAGCCUGACACCGCACUCGCCGACCUAGCCGCUCUCCGAGCCUAUCAUAUCGAUAACUUCCUUGACGAUAAACUCUUCGAUAACAAGCAUUUUCGACGUCUUAUAGACGGCGCGAGAAGACUCAACCCUAUCACCAAAGUACGGGUCAGAAAACCGAUUUCGCGUGACACUAUUACGAAACUAUCCGCGGGCCUCGCCACACUCCCGUUACGGCCCUUGGAGAUAUCUGCAAAGGCUCUAGAUGACCUGAACUUCGCAACCGCGUGCCGGGUAGCAUUUGCGGGGUUCCUCCGCCUUGGGGAAUUUACCUACAAGACUGAAGACCUCCACACAUGUUCUAUCUUCUCAUCCACAAAGUUAACGCGCUCCGACGUCAGAUUUUCGUCCUCGUUAGACCACGCACAACUCACACUCAAGCGCAGUAAGACGGACCGCCGCCACGAAGGAGUACAGAUUAUCCUUGCAAGGACGGGAGACGGCGCAUGCCCAGUUGAAGCGCUUCAGAAGCUGCUACUUCUCGACCCCAGAGGGCCCGACGCCCCAUUGUUCUCCUUCCACAGAAGACCAUUCAGUCGCAACAACUUCCUCUCGACCUUGUAUGCUAAGCUAAGAUCGCUGGGGAUACGGACAGACGGCUACUCGGGUCACAGCUUUCGGAAGGGUGCGGCUCAGCAUGCACACGAUAAUCCAGAUGCUAGGGAGAUGGACUUCGGAGGCGUUCAGGGUGUAUUUUACGACGAACGCCUCUGUCCUGUACAAGCUUAA
Penicillium cosmopolitanum is the source of this 2037-nucleotide messenger RNA. RefSeq lists its product as uncharacterized. The record is from RefSeq and is a predicted model, not a curated record. Gene Ontology annotation, biological process: DNA integration; DNA recombination. Lineage: Eukaryota; Fungi; Ascomycota; Eurotiomycetes; Eurotiales; Aspergillaceae. The transcript has 3 exons. Gene Ontology annotation, molecular function: DNA binding. Bases 1 to 2037 code for a protein of 678 amino acids.